Molecule: messenger RNA, 1167 nt
Organism: Helicoverpa armigera (cotton bollworm)
Lineage: Eukaryota; Metazoa; Arthropoda; Insecta; Lepidoptera; Noctuidae
Exons: 4
Coding region: 1-1167 (388 amino acids)
Biological process (GO): detection of chemical stimulus involved in sensory perception of smell; sensory perception of smell
Cellular component (GO): plasma membrane
Molecular function (GO): odorant binding; olfactory receptor activity
Source: RefSeq, a predicted model, not a curated record
AUGAAGUACUUCAUGUGGUUAAAACAAUGCAAACGUCGUUUGGAGCUGAAUUCCUUCGAUAAUUUGAUUUGGCUCCUUAAUUUAUUGCCAACUCUCUGUGGCUUUCCGUUAUUCGAUGUGAAGUUCAACUACUUAUUUUGGACAGUUCACAUGAUUCUUCUCUUUUACAUCUACAUCGUGGGUAUUGUGGUUUACCAAAUGUAUUCCACUCAGGGUUUCAUCGACUGCAUCAACAGUUUUUUCAACGUUUCUGCUUUCACCCUGGUCUUCGUUGACGGUUGGUGGAUUUAUACAAAAAGGAAAGAAUUCAACGAUUUACUGGAAGUAGUGAAGAAGAAUGACGAUCUGAUUAUAGAAACAGGGCGAUUUCUUCAUGUACACAAGAAAAUGUUGAGGAGCAUUAAGAUUAUUAUCAUUAUGUGCUAUAUUUUUCAUUUCGUUAACGAAAUACUGAUAUUCAUUCCUUUUAGAACCUUGCGUAUGGAUGAUUUCUCUAUCGCCUCUUGUGUUGGUUUAGAACCCGUCGAUACUAGUCCAAACCACGAGGUUUGCAUGGGGCUGUUAGCAGUUCAAGUAGUAACUUCUGUUGUGCUUGUAUGCAGUUACGACCUCUCGUUACUGUUUCUGUUCUCUCACACCACUGCUGUAUUUCAAAUUCUUUUUGAAGAAAUGUGGAGUUUAAAUGACAUUACACAAACUUGUCAAAAUUCCGAUGAAGAUUAUGCUGCAAUUGUAGCACGAUUAAGAAAUGUUAUUGUUCGACAUGUGCUAGCCUUGCAAACUGUUGGGAAACUGGAAAAUAUCUUCAGUGUCAGCAUAGGCAUAUGUUUCGGUUUGGACACCAUAUCACUUUGCUUAUUCUUUGUGUUGCCACUAGAAGUCUGUAUGCACUUUGCUCCAAUGAUUUACCACAGCCUUUUCAUAUUCUUCUUGUACUGUUGUCAAGGACAGAGGCUUACAACAGCGUCGGAAAAGUUCGAGAUGGCGGUGUACUGCUGCGGCUGGGAGAAUUUGCGAGUGAAAGAGAGGAAGCAGGUGCUGCUGAUGUUGAAACGAGCGCAGAAGCCGGUCAUAGUAUACGCCGCUAAAGUUAUUCCAAUACGCAUUUACACUUUCGCGUCUACUAUGCAGGCUAUUUACAAAUUCGUGACUAUAUUCAAGGUGUAG